Penicillium chermesinum is the source of this 630-nucleotide messenger RNA. RefSeq names its product zinc finger CCCH domain-containing protein. Gene Ontology annotation, molecular function: metal ion binding; pre-mRNA 3'-splice site binding. Gene Ontology annotation, cellular component: spliceosomal complex; U2AF complex. Bases 1 to 630 code for a protein of 209 amino acids. Gene Ontology annotation, biological process: mRNA splicing, via spliceosome. The transcript has 2 exons. NCBI's taxonomy places the organism in Eukaryota, Fungi, Ascomycota, Eurotiomycetes, Eurotiales, Aspergillaceae. The record is from RefSeq and is a predicted model, not a curated record.
AUGGCGAACUACCUCGCCUCCAUUUUCGGUACGGAGCAAGACAAGGUUAACUGCUCAUUCUACUACAAGAUUGGCGCGUGCCGCCACGGUGACCGUUGCUCGCGCAAGCAUGUCAAGCCUUCCUACUCUCAGACCAUCCUCAUGCCGAACAUGUACCAGAACCCCGGAAUCGAGAACAAGGGCAAGAUGAACGCUAUGCAGCUGCAGAACCACUUUGAUGCGUUUUACGAAGAUGUCUGGUGCGAGCUGUGCAAUUUCGGCGAACUGGAGGAAUUGGUCGUCUGCGACAACCACAAUGAUCAUCUCAUCGGGAACGUGUACGCCCGCUUCAAGUACGAAGAAGACGCCCAAUCCGCGUGCGACAAUUUGACCAACCGUUGGUAUGGCGGUCGUCCGAUCUACUGCGAACUUUCUCCGGUUACCGACUUCCGGGAGGCCUGUUGCCGCUUGAACAGUGGGGAAGGUUGUGUCCGUGGUGGUUAUUGCAACUUCAUCCACCGAAAGGACCCCUCUCCGGAGAUGGACCGCGAGAUCCGACUCAGCACCAAGAAGUGGCUUCAGGAGCGGGGCCGUGACCCCCGCAGCGUUAGUCGCAGCCCAAGCCCUGAGCCUACUCGUCGUCGUUAUUAG